Helobdella robusta is the source of this 1485-nucleotide messenger RNA. RefSeq lists its product as hypothetical. Gene Ontology annotation, biological process: protein N-linked glycosylation. Gene Ontology annotation, cellular component: endoplasmic reticulum membrane. Gene Ontology annotation, molecular function: dolichyl pyrophosphate Man9GlcNAc2 alpha-1,3-glucosyltransferase activity. The record is from RefSeq and is a predicted model, not a curated record. Lineage: Eukaryota; Metazoa; Annelida; Clitellata; Rhynchobdellida; Glossiphoniidae. Bases 1 to 1485 code for a protein of 494 amino acids. The transcript is spliced from 14 exons.
AUGGUCGGGACGUGCGUUGUUGGAUUUCUGUUUGCAGUUGUUGUUAGAUGGUUGAUAUCCCUUCAUGAUUAUUCAGGAUAUGGUAAGCCACCCUUAUUUGGCGAUUUUGAAGCCCAGAGGCACUGGAUGGAAAUAACUUAUAAUCUGCCUGUACAUGAUUGGUACAGACAAACUCCAUCCAAUGAUUUGUUAUACUGGGGACUUGAUUAUCCACCUCUAACUGCUUACCAUAGUUUCAUUUGUGGCUACAUACAAAGCAAAAUGAAUUCUUCAUGGAUUGAGUUAAAUAAAUCACAAGGAAUUCAAGAUGCUGAUCAAAAGUUGUUCAUGAGGUUAUCAGUGAUUGUACCCGAUGUUUUGUUAUACAUGCCGGCCGUUCUCUUCUAUUUUCUCAAGUGUUGUAAGUCAACAUCAUCUUACAAGAAAGAGAGUGGUAUGCACGGAGCAUUCUUGAUGUUACUCUAUCCUGGCCUAAUGCUCAUAGAUCAUGGACAUUUUCAGUAUAACUGUAUAAGCCUUGGUCUGUUUCUGUGGUCAGUGAAUAUGAUGUGUUGCAGUCAAUUAUUGUCUGCUGUUUUGUUUGUUCUGGCAAUUAAUUACAAACAGAUGGAGUUGCACCACGCUCUAGUUUUUUUCUUUUAUUUGUUAGGAAGAAUUACUUUUUCUCUGAAGAACCUGAUAAAGUUGAGUUUGGUGGUCAUAGUAACAUUUUCGUUGUGCUGGUUUCCUUUUUGUUGGAGCAUUGCAUCUAUUCGUCACGUUCUCGUACGAUUAUUUCCAUUCAACAGGGGUUUGUUUGAGGACAAAGUUUCCAAUUUUUGGUGUUCGCUAUCUCUCCUGGUAAAAUUGAAACAGAAAUUUUCAGAACAACAACUGAUUAAUAUAAGUUUGGUAACUACCUUGUUUGCAUCCUUACCUUCAUUAUUCUGCCUUUUUCUCAAGCCGUCAAUGAAGCAAUUCAAAUUAUCACUUUUUAACGUCUCAAUGUGCUUUUUUCUAUUUUCUUAUCAAGUCCACGAGAAAACCAUUCUUAUAACUGCUAUAUCAUCCAUUGUGAUUUAUCUUGAUCAUAAGAAAGAAGUUUCUUGGUUUCUCAUCGUUUCAACAUUUAGUAUGCUGCCGCUGUUUGUGAAAGAUAAUCUUGUCAUUCCUGCUAUUUCGUGUUCUUUAAUAUUCUACAUACUGUCGAAUGUUAACAUUCUUUCAAACAAGCCAACACUCUUUCAACAACGGAUGAUGUCAGAUUUUUGUGGAGAAAAUAAUUACUCAAGCAAAUACUCGUCAAUAUCCGAUUUACUCGUACAUCUAUCUCUUAUCUCCAUGACGUUAAUUACCAUUAUUGUUUUAAUGUUACAACCUCCUUCACAUCUUCCUGAUCUGUUUACAGUUUCUGUUACAUCAUUUAGUUGCCUUCAUUUUAUCAUGUUCUUAAUUUAUUUUAAUUGUCAGCAACUAAGAGAUUUUGUUAAAGUCAAAGCUAAUUAG